AUGCCUCCCAAUACCAUGAUGGAGUGGAUUAUGGGCCGCAAUCUCACUCGCACCGAAAAGGAGAGACUGACAACACCCGAGCCGGAGAGACGGACAUCAGAGGAGAAAGAGUACAGAGGCAGAGAUUCCAGGCGCCGCGAUUCUAGACCCCGGCCCCCCUCUAGGCAUCGGUCCCCGUUCCGAGACAGAUACUACGAUCGACAAGGUUCGACUGCUGCUCAGCCGCCCACCAGUCAUCGAGCCAAUGAGCACCACGAGCACCGCGAGCAUGGCGAGUUCCGUCAUCCUCGAGAGCACAAGAGCUGUCACAAAGCAAGAGCCGCCCAAGCUGCCCAAGCCGAGACGGCUUCCGUCGACAUCGAGGCUACUGCUGCCGCUGCCGCUGCACUUAAAAAGGCUAGUGUUGCCAUUUCCCGAGCUGAGGCUAGAACAAUUGCUACGCUUCACGCUGCUCAAGACAGGAAGGUGGCCAAAGAGAAAGCGAAAGAAGAAGAGGCCAAGAGGAAGGCAGAGAUCGAGGCGGCCACGACAAAGCGACUUUCCGAGAUCUUUUCAGACGUUGACUCAGACGAGGAGGAGCGCGCCAUGGCUAUAGCGUUGGCAGUUUCCAAGGCUUACAAGCAACAGCAAACAAAGGGCAAACCGAGCGAUCCCAAGUCAUCUCCGUCAAAGGAGGAGAAGAAGGCUGACUCUGCCAAACCCAAGGAGGUCAAGAAGACUCAAGAGAUGGAGAAACCUGUCAACACCACAACCAAGAAGCCGAAAUUUCAGGUUGAGGUCUAUACGGGCAGCGACGGCGAGGGCGAGACUUUUGUCGCAAAGGUGCCGCUUCAGAGCAGCAAGACGCCGGCCAAGGCUAAGCUGGCCCCUCCCGAGCCUGACGAGAAGGGUGAGUCCAGCAAGACCAUGGAGGCGGAGAAGAAGGUCGAGGGCAACAAGAAAGCAGAGGACAAGAAGAAGGCUGAUGAUAAUAAGACCGAGGACAAGUCAAGAGACAACAAGUCGGGCCAGAACAGCACGAAGAAGCAAGACGCGGGCGCUCCUGACGACUUUGUCACCCCCGAUCUGGAGCCCCAUGCCACAUGCGGCUGCGAGAACUGCAUUCAGGGUCGGAGACUCCUGGGCCGGGAGUUGAGCAAGCCCCGAACUAGAAAGGAGAUAGCGGCGGCGCUGCUUACGGACUGUCUGAAGAAGAAGGGUGGUUCUGCGGGGAAUGACAAGGGCAAGAAGGAUGGGAAGAAGGACGGAAAGGAUGAUAAGCAGGAUGACAAGAAGGGUGUGAACAAGGAUGCCAAGAAGGACGAGAAACAGGAGGGCAAGAAAGACGACAAGAAGGACGAGAAGCAGGAGGGCACGAAGGACGAUAAAAAGGGAGACAGGGGCAAGCAGGAUAACCCCCAGAACAACAAGAAGGCUGUCGGCGACAGCUCUGGUACCAACCAAAACCAGAACAAGUCUGAUCAGCAAAAACCCUACGGUGGCAACCAGUCUUCGAACAACGCCCAGGGAUCAGCCACCGUCCAGCAUGUCCCCUCUCGCUCAGCCACCGUCCAACCACCGCGCAACGCCUACUACCUAGACGGUCAUGUCCAAGUCUUUGACAGCCCAGCUCAGCAGCCCGCUGUGCCUGCGGGCUUUCCGCCGGCUCCUAUCCACCCCCAGUUCCAGAACUACGGCUACGCCGGGGAUGGUGUUGUGCAUCCUGUGACCAACAUCAUCCACACAGACUGCCCGAAUCCCUACUGGUCCCAUCAACCUGGCGGUCUUGCGUGGGGAGGCUAG
This is a messenger RNA of Podospora bellae-mahoneyi, 1782 nucleotides long. RefSeq lists its product as uncharacterized. Lineage: Eukaryota; Fungi; Ascomycota; Sordariomycetes; Sordariales; Podosporaceae. The record is from RefSeq and is a predicted model, not a curated record. The transcript has a single exon. Bases 1 to 1782 code for a protein of 593 amino acids.